AUGUAUAUCUCAAGUUUCCGUCUCUCAACCAUCCUCCUCCUCCUCAUUACCUUCACCAACUUCGCAAUUGCCACACUUCCACCAUUACACUACACCAUCACUCGGCGCGGCGGUUCAUUCCCAGCUCCCGAUACUGCUAAUCUCACCUUUCUCCAAUGCACACUCGCCGAUAUACAUGCCAGAUUCACGAGUUCCGAAAGAAUCUUAAAAGGGAAUAAAGUCGUCCGAGUACCCAAAAGAUGGCACGAUGGUCAAAUCAGCAAUACCACGACUUCAAACCCCAGAUCUGGAACAUAUCUCCAACCAGGAACUACUCUUCUCAGCGAAGUCGGAAAUUCUGGAUCCUGGUUUACGUCGUUGAAAAUUGGGGAGCCGUCUCAGAAUGUGGAUCUGGAUCUUAAUAUGUUGACGGCGGAUUUUGCAGUGAUUAGUACGCCGAGUGGAAAGGGGAGUUUUUAUUUGGAAGAGAGGAGUGGAACGUAUAGUGUGAGUAAUGAUAAUGAAGAGGGUAAGGGGAUGAAUUUCCCGGGUUGUAGAUGUGGGAAGGAUGUUGUGGGGUUACCGUUGGGGUUUGAUAUGUUUGCUGGGUUGAGAGGGGAGAGGUAUAUUCCGGUGAGUUUUGCGCAUUGUAGACCGCAGAAACAGUGGGUUGGUAGUUUGGGGAAGAGUGGUGCAAGUUUGGGGUUGGCUGUGGGAGAGGGGUUGGGACAAGUAGGGGGUUGGAAGGGAGGAUUGCUGGAGCAGAUUGUUAGGAGUGGAGUUGUGGAUACUGAGGUUUGGAGUUUGAUGUUGAUUAAUGGAUAUGAAGGGGUAUUGAGUGUGGGAGGAUCUUCGGUUGAGGCAGUUAGAGGGGUGGAGAAAAUGAUUGAAAAGGAAUUGAAGAGACUUGAAGCAGGUGGGGCAGGUGAAUUCCAACCUCUAAAUGAUGAAUUGAAGAGGGAUUUAGAUGACUUACAAUCUGGAAACGAUGAAUUCAAAAGAAUGGGCGGAUUGGGACUGCAGUCCGAACACGAUGAAAUCAAGAGAAACUCAGAGUUAGGAUUGAUGAAGAGAGACGAAAAUCCAUUGGAUAACAGUGACUUAAGUCGGAAGCCGAAUGAUGAAAGUGUUUGGGAGUGGAGUAAAGUUCGGGGUGCAGAUGGAUGGUGGGAAAUCUUCAUGAAAGGAAUUUGGGUUGACGGUAAUAAAGUUAUACAGAAUCAGCCAAUAGUUCUGGAUGUCAACACUCCCUAUAUAGUUGGUCCACCACAUCUAGUCCGCAGUUUAUACUCUUCCAUAUCCGGCUCUCGACAGCUUCCACCACCGCAUGAUCAGUUCCAUGCCUACCCGUGUUUCAACCCUCCUCACUUACUACUCGAGUUUGGCAAUCUGAGAGUCAAGGCAUUGGAAGGCAAAAGGGACGAAGGAAGUUUUUCACCAGGAGGAAGUUUCAGUUUGGGGAGGAUAGAGAGAGGUAGUGGAUACUGUGUGGGAAUUGUAGUGGAGGGCAGAUUUGGUAAUAUAGGUGGCCCGAAUGGAGUAGUUGAAAAUGGAGGUGUGGAUGGGAAUGGAAUGGAAGAUAUGUGGAUUUUCGGAGAACCGCUGUUCAGAGAUGUACAAGUUGCUUUUGAUUGGAAAGAGAAAAGAGUUGGCAUGCAACGGCUGUGA
This is a messenger RNA of Botrytis porri, 1647 nucleotides long. RefSeq lists its product as uncharacterized. Bases 1 to 1647 code for a protein of 548 amino acids. Lineage: Eukaryota; Fungi; Ascomycota; Leotiomycetes; Helotiales; Sclerotiniaceae. The transcript has 3 exons. The record is from RefSeq and is a predicted model, not a curated record.